AUGGGGAAUCAAGGAUCUUCAGCGCACGAGCCAUUCGACAGGGCGCAGGCGGCUGCCAAUGCUGACCUUAAAAUGAAGUCGUCUGUGCGUGCGUCGUUGCGGAGAGCGCGCGCGGGCGCGGCUCUGUCCCCGCCGCGCGCCGGCAUGGAGCGACUGCGACGCUCGUUCCGGGAGUCUUUCCGGAGACGCAAGGGUUCGCCUCCAGAGUCAGCACGGCCUCAUCAAUGGCACGCAGACGAGGCCGCUGUGCGAGCAGGCACAUGCACCUUCCCCGUCAAGUACCUCGGCUGCGUCGAGGUGUUCGAGUCCCGCGGAAUGCAAGUCUGCGAAGAAGCGCUUAAGGUGCUUAGGAAUUCCCGUCGUCGUCCAGUGCGCGCCGUGCUGCACGUCAGCGGUGAUGGACUGCGCGUCGUUGAGGAGGAGACCAAGGGGCUCAUUGUAGAUCAGACUAUUGAGAAGGUGUCAUUCUGCGCGCCUGAUAGGAACCAUGAGAGGGGAUUCAGUUACAUAUGCCGCGACGGUACGACUCGUCGUUGGAUGUGCCACGGUUUCCUAGCGUCCCGCGACAGUGGCGAGCGUCUGUCCCACGCGGUCGGCUGCGCAUUCGCGGCGUGUUUGGAACGCAAACAGCGCAGAGAUAAGGAGUGCGCCGUGUCUAUGAGCAUCGACGCUGCGAGCCAUGCGUUUACCAGGCAGGGCUCUUUCAGGAAAUCUGGCAUAACUCCACGUCGUGCGUCGGAAGCAGACGCUAAUAACAGCAAUGGGUCGGUGAUAAUACCUGUGGGGUCCCUGGGCGGGGUGACGAACGUCCCCGCGGCGGUGCCGGUAGUGCAGCCGGCGGCCCCGCGACCGACCCCGCACAAUCCCUUCGCAGUGGAGCGACCCCACGCCGCGCCACAUCUACUCGAGCGACAGGGGUCCUUCCGUGGAUUCGCGCAUCUUAACAACAGCUCUCCAUUCAAGCGUCAGAUGUCCCUGCGUAUCAGUGAGCUCCCCUCUAACUUGGAGCGUCAGCGCGCCGGGCUAGGUUCUCCCACGCGAGCCGUCGCAGCCGUGCCUGUCGCUGUGGCUGAACCAAGGCCUGAAGCGGUACCCGCACAGGCGGAACUAUCGUCCGCGGACCCAGUAGCAGCGAUGUGCCAGCAGUUGUCGGCGGGGCUGCGUGCGCUGGCGGAGGAGCCGGUGGCGGUGGCGGCCGCCGAGCCCGUGGCCGCCGCCGGCACUCUGCCGCACCCCGACGCCUGGCUCGGCCGCGUGGCGCAGGCCCCGCCGCUCACACAGGCCCCGCCGCUCACACAGGCCCCGCCAGUGGCGCGGGCCCCGCAGCCAGUACGAGCCCCGCCGCUGGGACAGACAGGCCGCGCCGCGUCGUACGCAGGUCGCGCGGCGUCCACGAACCCAUUCCUAUCCCCCGGGGACGUGGCCCCGGCCCUGUAG
This is a messenger RNA of Spodoptera littoralis (African cotton leafworm), 1437 nucleotides long. NCBI's taxonomy places the organism in Eukaryota, Metazoa, Arthropoda, Insecta, Lepidoptera, Noctuidae. The record is from the annotation of a GenBank genome assembly.